GGUGCCGGGUCCUCCUUUUCCCAGUUGGGACGUAACAUGCUUUUUGCUCCGCAAUUGGCGGCUUAGGAGCAGAGGCUCUUUCGCCUUUACCUACUGUAACUUCUCCGCGUAUGGAGCCUAAAUGCUAUUGCUGCUACUACGGGGCCAGACAGUUACUGUCUCAGCUCUAGGAUGUGCAUUCUUCCACUAGAAGCCCUUCUGAGGGAGGUAACCGCGCCCUGCGGGCAAGCAAUUGCGCGUGCGUAUCAGGGAGAGCGCGCCAAACAAGAGCCCUACUGCGCAUGUGUGACCAGAGUAGGCAUUCUCUGACUGUGAAGGGAAACCUGGCUUCCUCCUAUCAGGGAGGCGUCUCAUUGGUCUCCUUUACGCGUGCGCCCAGUUGGGCUGUCAGUAUUGGCAUUUCUCCGCACUCCCCGCAGGCUCUUUGCGCUAUUCCUACGGUACGGUGGGAGGCUUUGGACAAGUUACUUACUCGGCCUGGGGUUUAGUGUCUUCAACCUAUCAAGAUGGCCUUACACUCAUUGAUUCCUGCGAUCUCCUCCAUUUCAAACUGUAGUUCAGCAAAACUUUACGGCAGUAUUUCAGGCAAUUAAAAAACAGUGGAAUGGAACGACAGUGCUGUAGUCAUCCUGUGUUAUGCUCCUUGCCAACAAUGUAUACAUUCCUGCUAGGUGCCCUAUUCAUUGCUUUAAGCUCAAGUCGCAUCUUACUGGUGAAAUAUUCUGCCAAUGAAGAAAACAAGUAUGAUUAUCUUCCAACUACUGUGAAUGUGUGCUCGGAACUGGUGAAGCUGGUUUUCUGUGUGCUCGUGUCAUUCUGUGUUAUAAAGAAAGAUCAUCAAAGUAGAAAUCUGAAAUAUGCUUCCUGGAAGGAAUUCUCUAAUUUCAUGAAGUGGUCCAUUCCUGCCUUUCUUUAUUUCCUGGAUAACUUGAUUGUCUUCUAUGUCCUGUCCUAUCUUCAACCAGCCAUGGCUGUUAUCUUCUCAAAUUUUAGCAUUAUAACAACAGCUCUUCUAUUCAGGAUAGUGCUGAAGAGCGAGUGUCCCGGAAAAGACAGUUGUACAGCAAAGGAGUGGAGUUUUACUGAAGCUAAAUGGAACACCACAACCAGGGUUUUCAGUCACAUCCGUCUUGGCUUGGGCCAUGUUCUUAUUAUAGUCCAGUGUUUUAUUUCUUCAAUGGCUAAUAUCUAUAAUGAAAAGAUAUUGAAGGAAGGGAACCAGCUCACUGACAGCAUCUUCAUACAGAACAGCAAACUCUAUUUCUUUGGCAUUCUGUUUAAUGGGCUGACUCUGGGCCUUCAGAGGAGUAACCGUGAUCAGAUUAAGAACUGCGGAUUUUUUUAUGGCCACAAUGCAUUUUCAGUAGCCCUUAUUUUUGUAACUGCAUUCCAGGGCCUUUUGGUGGCUUUCAUUCUGAAGUUCCUGGAUAACAUGUUUCAUGUCUUGAUGGCCCAGGUUACCACUGUCAUCAUCACAACAGUGUCUGUCCUGGUCUUUGACUUCAGGCCCUCCCUGGAAUUUUUCUUGGAAGCUCCAUCAGUCCUUCUCUCUAUAUUUAUUUAUAAUGCCAGCAAGUCUCAAGGUCCAGAAUACGCACCUAGGCAAGAAAGGAUACGAGAUCUAAGUGGCAAUAUUUGGGAGCGUUCCAGUGGGGAUGGAGAAGAACUAGAAAGACUUACCAAACCCAAGAGUGAUGAGUCAGAUGAAGAUACUUUCUAAUUGGUACCCACAUAGUUGGCAGCUCUCUCAAAUCUUGUUUUCACAUUUUCGGUGUUUGUAAUACUUAUCUUUUUACCUUGAUAAGCCAGAAAUGUUUCUAAAUCAUAAUAUUCUCUGCAUAUAUCUAGCUACUCCCUAAAUGGUUCCAUCCAAGGCUUAGAGUAAAAGGCUAAGAAAUUCUCAGGAACUGAUACAGGAGUAACAGUAUGAAGAACGGAUUAACAUCUAAGUACUUGAUAAAUUGACAAGAUAUAUUUGCAGAUUAUUUUCCUUGGCCUCCGAGCUUCCAAAAAACUUGUAAUAAUCACGUUAGCUAUACCCUAUAAAUAUACAAAUAGAGAUCAAUUUGACAGAUACUCACAAUUAUGUAGUUCUAGUCUACAUGCCAAAGUCUUCCUUUUUUUAACAUUAUAAAUAUCUAGGUUGUCCUUUGAAUUUUGAAGCCCUAGAGAUAGUCAUUUUGCAAGUAAAGAGCAAUGGGAUUCUUUCUAAAAAUGUUGGUUGAAGGACCUAAAUACCUGGCCAUACCAUAGAUUUGGGAUAAUGUCGUCUGUGCUAAAUAUGUUGCUGAAGAAGCAGUUUCUCAGACACAAAAUCUCAGAAUUUUAACUUUUAGAAGUUCAUGGGAAAUUUGAUUUUUGUAAUAAUUUUUUGAUGUUUUAAGCAUUGGUUCCCUAGUCACCACAGUUACCACUUGUAUUUUAAAUCACUUAAGCCAUGAUAGGGCUUUUUCCUCCACAGUUUGAGUAUGACAAAAUCUUGACGUCAUUGCUCCUGAAUUAUUAUAUUUUGGAGAAUAAGAGGGCAUUUUAUUUUAUUAGUUAUUAAUUCAAGCUGUGAGUAUUGUAUAUUUUUCCAAGAGUUGAGACACUGGCUUCAGAGUUACACAAGAUUGUCAGUAAAGCAGAUGCCUAGGAGAUUUAAAAGGGAUUCUUUCAAAAGGAUCACUUUCCGAACGUUGACUUUUGCUGACGUAUGAACAUUACUACUCUAAAAAUAGACCAGUAAUAAAUAAGUCAUUUUACAGUACUACUUCACACUUAUAAGUGCAUGGUAUUUUUCGUGGUAUUUUGCAUGCAGCCAAUUAACUCUUGUAGAUAGAGAAGUCAGGUGAUAGAUGAUUUUAAAAAUGAGAAAAUGUAAGUGACUUUCCCAGGGUCUUGCAGCUGGGUGGUGAUAAAAGAGAGGGCCUUAACUGGCAGGCCUGUAUAUUUACAGACUACCAUACUGUAAAUAUGAGCUUUGUGGUGUCAUUCUCAGACAGCUUACACAUUUCUUCUGUAUAUUUACAGACUACCAUACUCUAAAUAUGAGCUUUGUGGUGUCAUUAUCAGACAGCUUACACAUUUCUUCUCUCCUUUCUCCUAAUUUUCAUGCAGAUGAAUAUAAGGUAAUACUGUCAUAUAAUUCAUUUUUUAUAUCCACAAUAAUAUGACUGGCAAAAAUUGGUGGAAAUUUAUAAUUAAAAUAAUUAUUAAACCUA
Molecule: messenger RNA, 3203 nt
Organism: Callithrix jacchus (white-tufted-ear marmoset)
Lineage: Eukaryota; Metazoa; Chordata; Mammalia; Primates; Cebidae
Gene: SLC35A5
Product: solute carrier family 35 member A5
Biological process (GO): pyrimidine nucleotide-sugar transmembrane transport
Cellular component (GO): Golgi membrane
Molecular function (GO): pyrimidine nucleotide-sugar transmembrane transporter activity
Source: RefSeq, a predicted model, not a curated record